AUGCUGAGGUGUCAGGUCGGAGACGCUCUUCGCUGGUUGUCUCUGCUGACUGGGAUUUUGGAAAGCCUGUGCUUCACCGCAUUGAUCAACGGCUGGCCCUCCCUCGUCAUAGUGCUGAAAAGAGAUGGCUACUUCGGCGACUUCUGCACGAACGCCACCGCAGCUAACGGCUCCGUCUACACAGACUGCAGUGGACAGGAUGUGCAGCUCUCCCUGAUCUUCUCCAUUGCCUCCACUGGGUGCAAACUGUUCACGCUUCCAAUUGGUUUCAUCUUUGACCGCUUUGGCACCAUGGCAACAAGACUUCUGGCUGUGUUACUCUACACCAUUUCUACACUGAUGGUUGCCUUUUCAACUGCAGAGCUGUCAGUCCUACUCUACCCAGCGAUGUUCACCAUUGCUGUUGUGGGCUCGAUGCUCUAUGUCACGAACGUGCAGGUGGGGAACCUCUUCGGCUCCCAUCGCUCCACUGUCAUAUCGCUCAAUGCUGGAGCCAGCAACUCCUCCCCUGUCAUUUUCCUCAUCAUUGAGGUUCUGAAUGGAGUAGGGGUCUCUCUUCGCUCCUCUUUCCUCUUCUUGGCUGCCUCCAGUGUGAUCCUUCUCCUCCGAACUUUCUUCCUCAUGCCUAAGACUCACAUCCCCUACCCAUUGCCUGAAAACUACAUGUACAGAUGGACUAGCUGUGGCCAAUCCAACAGCCCGGAACAGCAGGAGGCGGGGAGAAUGGAUAACACAGGGACAACUCAGAGUGAUGUACAUGUUCAGAGCGCCCCCUCUCUGAAGGAGGACACGCAGCCAUCUGAAAACCCUCCGGUGAACAUCAAGUCAAGUGGCAUUGGGACUCAAGCUUCUCCUCUUGCCUCCUUUGUCUCAGAGGCCAGUCUUAGGAGCUGUGUCCUGUCCUGGUUCUUCCUGUUCCACCUGCUGUGGUACUCCCUCAUGCAGCUGAACCUCUGCUUCUUCAUCGGCACCCUGAACCCCAUGCUCAGCCGACUGGCCGAUGGAGACUCCACCCUCGUGAAUAACUACACUAGCGCCUUCGGCUUGGCCCAGCUGCUGCCCGUUUUCCUCUCUCCCAUUAAUGGAAUGCUUAUUGACCGGAUUAAAGGGAAGAAGAGAGUCUCAGGAGAGACAGAGAAGGAGGCAGACCUGCGUUCCUCUAUUCUCUCCCUCUUCCUCACCACCAUCAUCUGCGUCCUCUUCUCCAUAUGCGUUAGCAUUCCCGUCCUCCCGCUGCAGUACCUCUCCUUCCUCCUAAAUGUCCUGUGUUUCUCCUUCCUGAGCGGCAGCCAUUCCACCUUCCUCACCGUGGCUUUCCCAUCCUGCCAUUAUGGGAUGCUGUAUGGACUGAUAGCUGCCCUCACAGCUGUGGUCCUGAUGCUGCAGUCCCCUCUGCUCAUUAUUAUCAAUGCCUUCCUGGAGGGGGACCCUCUCUAUGUGAAUAUCGCCCUGACUUUUCUGACCCUGCUGACCUUCAUCCACCCUCUCUACACUCGCCUCUACUGCCGAAAACGGGCUGCAUGCCGCCAAGGUUCAGCGGCCUCCUAA
Megalops cyprinoides (Indo-Pacific tarpon) is the source of this 1548-nucleotide messenger RNA. RefSeq names its product solute carrier family 43 member 3-like. Gene Ontology annotation, biological process: transmembrane transport. Lineage: Eukaryota; Metazoa; Chordata; Actinopteri; Elopiformes; Megalopidae. Bases 1 to 1548 code for a protein of 515 amino acids. Gene Ontology annotation, molecular function: transmembrane transporter activity. The transcript has 12 exons. The record is from RefSeq and is a predicted model, not a curated record.